Homarus americanus (American lobster) is the source of this 1482-nucleotide messenger RNA. RefSeq lists its product as uncharacterized. Lineage: Eukaryota; Metazoa; Arthropoda; Malacostraca; Decapoda; Nephropidae. The coding region runs from base 186 to 809 and encodes 207 amino acids. The transcript is spliced from 4 exons. The record is from RefSeq and is a predicted model, not a curated record.
ACGACACCAAAGUUUCGCUCGCGGUUUUUUUUGCCCUGGACCCCUCCCCGCCCGACCGAUGCAUUCCGUACAUCUUCAACCGAACGAGGUCACGGGGGAGGCGGUAUAUAUACACCCGUGGACUCUGCAGCCAUCCACAACAUAGUCCAAGCUUGUUUAGCAACCAUCAACCACAAUCCUCCACCAUGUCUUGGGUCUACCUUCUCUUCUCUGCCGCGCUGGUGAUUGGCUCAACCCUCGCCGAGAUGGAAGUCGACGCGACCAAUCAGGUUCAUCUUGGUGAAGACGGUGCGGUUGAAGGUCGAGCAUGUGCGACCUGCCAUGGUGGGGCGGAGACUAUCUCCUCGGUCCCCUACGGUUCUGGUGGCCUGGACGUUGGUGACCAUGGCACCUUCAUCCCUACAGGACACUUUGACUUGUUUGGUGGACUCUUCAGCGCCAUCGGGGGUCUGGGUACUGGUGUGUUCGCUAUCCCCAUCCUCGCUGUCAACAUUGCCAUACUCGUUCUUCUGGCUAUCUUGUUGGCUCACGUGAAGCAGCUGGGAGGAUAUGGUGACACCGGCUCCGUGGACCCCAUCAUCCACUACGCCCCCGUCCCAUCUUACAGCAGCGGUGUAGGUGUUGGUGGCGGCUCAACCUACCAGUCCUACGAUUCCGGUGCCGGCGGCUACAGCAAGAGAUCCACUGAGGAGGCAAGAGGCCUUCCCUCUCCCUCCACCUUCCAGUUCCUCUCCAAGAUGGUUGCCGACGCCAUCAGCAAGUACAGCGAGAUGGAGUCCGAGGGGGCAGCCUCCAGCGACGCGAAGUAAAUGGUAACUAAGUAAGACUAACCCAGGCCGGACGUGACAAAAUAGAAUACGUUCCUAGACGAGACUUACUUGUUACCGUAGUUCAAGACUCAGCUGUGACUAAAAACUGCGACGACGUUCACAUGUAAUGCAAUAUUAGAUAGUGAACGUACAAAGAGACAAUUAAUGAACAAGACUGGCUGUGGAUUCUAAUUUUUACCAGGUAACUCUGUCAGGGAGACUACCAGCCAGACAGUCAGUCGACAGAGGGUGAUGACGUGGCUCAUGCUAGGUCGGCUGAUAACAGAGACAAGACAAAUGGACAAACUGAAGUCAAGAACACAGACUGACGACGAAUUCUACGGACAAACCAAAACGGCAAUACAGUUUGUGAUGAACUGAUACAGACAAAACCUGACAAGAUACGGCAAGACACUUUAGACUCGACUUACUGAUGCCUGUGAUAAAUAACUUAUAUUACUAAUAGACAGACAAUCACGGGUAACAUAUAUCACAAUGAAAUGACAAGUUUACCAGUAAGAGGUGCUGGCGUAGGUCUCGAGUGAUUUACAUAUCGUGGCUGGUGACAGAGAUGCUAGACGCUGUACGACUCUACGACGGACAUGGAACUACAAAACUGAAGGUGAUUUCAUCUCCCUGCUGACUCGACCGACACCCUAGACUACUGGCUGCU